AUGGCGCAGGCUUGCCUCCCACGGUUAUUACUGCUUUUUCUCUCGGCCUUCUUCUUAUCGGCGGCGGUAGUGACGGCAUCGGCGGCUGCGGCGGCGGAGAGCGAAGGAAAGGGGCAAUGGGCGAGACGGAUCGACGGAGGCGAUUACAGGUCACCGGCGGAACAUCAGCGAAGAAGGGCAGGCCAUGGCUUGGUUCAUGAUGUCUUGGUCCACCGGGCACAGCCGCCGACGCCGGCGUCGGACAGCAACAAGCCGGCCCGUCUCGAAGACCGCGUCGUGUUGACGGAACCUACGCCGGCGGCCCUCUUUGGCGGCUCGGUCCUGGAAGCCCGGCAAGGGUUCGACAACCCCGAGGAGGCCAUCAACUCGGCGUCACGGUCCGCCCAACAGGCCAUCGCGGCGGCAUCUCAGUCGGCUCGGGAAGCCGUGCAACAGGCCAACGACCAGGUCAGGCAGGCCCAGGAUCGGCAGAGGCAGGCGGAGGACCAGGCGAGGCAGGCCAACGAGGCGGCCACGCGGGCGUCGGCAUCGGCCAACAACGCCGUGGCGCAGGCACAGGCGAGCGCGCGGCAGGACAUCGCGCAGGCGCAGGACGCGGCGAGGGAGAGCGCGAGCAGGCAGAUCGCCGAGAACCUGGCGAGGGUGACGGCGAGCGCGUCGACGCAGCUGGCGUCCCAGGUCGCGAGCGUACAAGCCAGCGCCGCCAGCGCCAUCGCCGCCGCGACGCAGUCGGCCAGCGCUGCCGUGCAGAAUGCCCAGCAACAGGCGCAGCAACAGAUCCAGGCCGCGAGGGACGAUGCAAAUAUACGGAUUCAACAGGCACAGGGCACCGCCGUAUCAGUCACGCAGGCGGCGCUCGCCGUCGUCGGGGCCAUCAUCGGCUCGUCCCUCCUCACCAUUCUGGGCUUCUACCUCUUCACGCGGUACCGGCGGAACAAGCGCAGAGACCAAGCGGCGACGGCAGCGGCACGGGGCUUCGGCCGCGAGAUCAGCUACCCCAGGCAGGACACGCUCGUGACGACCAACGGACUGGCCUUGCUCAACGGGUACUCGCAGGACGUUAAGCGCUCAAUGUCACCGACGCGGCCGGAGACGGCGCGCACGACGGCGUCGGGCAAGAUGGGCUACGCCUUGAGCAACUUUGGCGACGGGGCGCCCAAUUUCUCGCGCAUGACGACGUUUGUGGGCAGCACGACAGCACCACCGCCGCCGCCAACGACUUCGUCGUCGUCGUCGUCGGCGGCGUCUUUCAAAACGGGGGGCAUGGGGGCACCGCCGGGGUCCAUGUCGGUGACGAGGAGGCCGGUGCCGGCGUCGCCGAUGAAACCGCCGGCCUUGUCUCUGUUCCCUCCGCGGUCGAGGGAUGGGUCGCCGCCGGGAAGCGGUGGGACGCUGCCUCCGACCCCUGCCCCUGCGCGAGACCGGGAGCCGUCGGUGGUGUCCAUUUCGCCUUCGACAAGUCAUGGGGUUCCUGUGAAUAAUGACAAGCUGGGCACGGUCGACGAGGAGGAGACGGACGAGUUCGGGGAGGGCAGCAAGAACUGGCUGAGACGGACGCAGACUGUGAGUCCGUUUGGGCACCUGGCGGACAGCCCGACGGAGGAGAAAGAUCCGGGCUGGCCGUUUAUGAGAUCGGCCUCGCCUCCGCCGCCUGCGAGGCUAAGGUGA
Colletotrichum higginsianum IMI 349063 is the source of this 1668-nucleotide messenger RNA. RefSeq lists its product as uncharacterized. The record is from RefSeq and is a predicted model, not a curated record. Lineage: Eukaryota; Fungi; Ascomycota; Sordariomycetes; Glomerellales; Glomerellaceae. The coding region runs from base 1 to 1668 and encodes 555 amino acids. The transcript has 2 exons.